Messenger RNA from Leucoraja erinaceus (little skate), 3363 nucleotides. It is a transcript of the gene dlx4b, whose product is annotated as distal-less homeobox 4b. The transcript has 3 exons. Gene Ontology annotation, biological process: embryo development; cell differentiation; negative regulation of transcription by RNA polymerase II. Bases 481 to 1227 code for a protein of 248 amino acids. NCBI's taxonomy places the organism in Eukaryota, Metazoa, Chordata, Chondrichthyes, Rajiformes, Rajidae. Gene Ontology annotation, molecular function: DNA-binding transcription factor activity, RNA polymerase II-specific; RNA polymerase II cis-regulatory region sequence-specific DNA binding. The record is from RefSeq and is a predicted model, not a curated record.
UAGGUUUUUUUUCGGGGCACGCCAUAAAACAGUUUGGUAGCAUGUUAUAACGUGUUUAUGAAAUUGUCUGCUGAUUAUUUCGGAUGGGUUGUUCGCUGAUGGAAAUGCAGCUUUCAUUAACUGAGUCUAAUUAAAGUUAAUUAGGAUCGCCGCCGGGCAAGUGAUGUAAGAUUCCGCUGGUCCAAUCGCAAGGCAGGAGACAGCCAAUUGGAUACGUUUGCAUAUCAGAUCCAUAUGCAUGAAGCUGCCAUGCAAAUCCAGAAGUUUUCCUGAAUUUCACGGGGAAUUCUCUCAACUUAACUCUCUUUUUUUAUACUCGGCGGACAAGUGGGAAAAUCACCUCUACUUGGGGGAAAUUGAGAAGCAGACGCUUGGAUUUGGUUGGCGAUCAAACUCUGUCAGUUUCAUGUGGCGCGUCAAUUUCAUGUCAGUUUCCUGCAGACUGAUCAUUCCUAGUCAGCCCUGUGCACUUCCUCGUUAAUGAUGACUAUGACCGCGAUGGCUGACGGUCUGUUAGCACCAGACUCUUCCAAGUCGGCCUUUCUCGAGUUUGGACAUCCAGCUCAACAGACAUCUCCUGGCAUGUCCCAUGGACACUACCCGGUGCACGGCUUGCACUCCAGCGGACAUUCUCAGCACGAUGGUUCCUACUCAGGCGCCUCUUCCUAUGGCAGAUCGCUGGGUUACCCAUACCAGAGCCCAGUUAGCAAUCACGCACCUAAUCCGUACAUGCCAUACCAGAACAACAACACUUUGGGUCACACCAGGUUAGACGACACAGAUCACGAGAAGUCGACGGUAAUCGAAAAUGGAGAAAUCCGAUUGAAUGGAAAAGGGAAAAAGAUCCGAAAACCGAGGACCAUUUAUUCGAGCUUACAGCUGCAGGCUCUGAACCAUCGCUUCCAGCAGACGCAGUAUUUGGCAUUACCAGAGAGAGCAGAACUGGCAGCCUCCUUGGGACUCACCCAGACACAGGUGAAAAUCUGGUUUCAGAACAAACGCUCCAAGUAUAAGAAGUUGAUGAAACACGGCUCCAGUGUACAAGAAGGUGACCAUCUGCCCACCUCUGCUGCUUUGUCUCCAUGCUCACCUAAUAUCCCACCAGUCUGGGACGUUGCCAUGGCAAAUAAAGGUGCCACUAUGCCACCAAACAGCUACAUUAACAGUUUUGGGUCGUGGUACCCACCGCCACACCAGGACACCAUGCCGAGACCCCAGAUGAUGUGAUUGACCAGGAGUACAAUCGAUCCCAUGGACUUUCUAACAUUUAAUCAAAAAGUCACAUGAUUUGUGGUAGUCUUAUGGACCAGAAACAAUGACUGAUUUGAGAUACCAAUGGCUAUGUGCGUUCAGUCAUAUCCAAACAGGUUUGUCCAUGAAAUGCACUGGGUACUUAGAGUCAAGCUUCUCUAAUGAGUGCAAUGCAAACCUUGUAUGAUGUUUGGAAUUCAAUUGGAGAAGUUUGAUGCAGCUGUAAUCAACGUUGUGAAUUGCAAAAAAAGGACUGAUUUUAUAGCUCUUCUAUUAAGCUCAAUUUUAAUGUUGUUUAAAAAAAAAACACUUCAGGAUGCAGAUCCUUCUUAGUUGGUUAAAAUACAAAGGCUGUAUUUCAAAGUGUUUACAGGCAGGCUGACCCAUUCCUUGCGGAGGAUAAAUAUCAUAUUAACCAAGUUUUAUUUAAUUAUCAUUAUUCCAAUUUUAAGCCUUGCGGCUUUCUAAACAAAACUACAAACACCUCUUUAGUUAAAGUAUCAGACUGGAAUUUAUAGCGGUUCUUUUUGUGUGCCACAGAUAUUUUCUUUUGGUCAGGGCAGAGUGAAUAUGAUGAAUUAAAACAAAUACAGUUGCCAUGAUGUGUACAGUUGGAAAUAAUUGUUGGAAAUACAAUGUUAUUUUCCCAGCAUCUACAAAAAGCAAAAAAAAGACAGACUAAAGUUUGGGUCUUUGAUCCUUAAUCCACCAAUCCUUAAUAUUCUGGGGGGAAAAAUGUGCUGUCUGUUUUCAGAUGCCAAGGGAAAUGGUGCAUUUCCAAUGUUGUCAGCAUUGCAAAAAAAAAUGUCUGCACUUUUAUAGUUGCUUUGUAUGUUAGAACUAUUUUUGGAGAUGGAGUCAUAGAGUUAUACAUCAUAGAAACAGGUGCUUCAGCUCAAUUUGCCCAUGCCAACCAAGAUGCCCCCUCUACCCUGGUCCCACCCGCCUGAAUUUGGCCCAAGUCUCUAAAUAUCUUUCCUAUCCAUAUACCUUACAAGUGUCUUUUAAACGUUAUAGUACUGCCUCAACUACCUCCGCUAGCAGCUUGUUCCAUAUACCUGUGAAAAAGUUGCCCCUCAGGUUCCUAUUAAAUUUUUCCCCUCUUGCCCUAAACCUAUGUUUUUUUUUAAAUUAACAAAAUUAAAAACAGAGGACAUAGGUUUAAAGAAACUUUAAAUUACCCUUUCCAAUUUUAGUCCAUUAACAUUGAGAGACAGGACAAGUAAGUUGCAACAUCACCAUGCACAGUAGUUCCAUCUGCUAUGUGUACAUUUAAAUGAUUGCUAAUCAAGACUGCAAGUGUUCAGAAUAACUAAAGGCAGAAGACCUAUUUUGGAUCGAAACAAUGCAAUUAGGGCAAGGAAGGUAUCCUCAACCCAUCACCACUAACAGCUACUUCCCUCCAGAUCACCAUCUCGCACACCCCCAAUAAACUAUACAAUUAAUAAUGAAGUGUGAUGUGUUGUAUAAUCAACUGGAUGUGGCUCCCAUUUGAAAUACAGCCUAUGUAGGGAAAUAAACCAGAUAUGUUUAGCUCAUCCAAGCAAUAUGAAGGCAAAAAAAAGAUGUCUUGGAGAACAGAACGGUGGAACACAGUACAUGUGUGUAUAUAUUGUUAAUUAGUUGUAAAUAGUGCAUAUGUAUUAUGUCAUUAUUCUAAGUAAAUCAGUGAUAUGCGUUCAAAGCAUCUUAUAUACACCCCAAUUCCGAUAAACAUGGCUACUCGAUUUAAUAGUAGGUUUCUCAGGAUAAUAGAAGCCGGAGCGUGUUCGCAUUUUUUUUAAAGAAAAAAAAAGCAAUGCCGACUUACUGUGGAUUUAACUCUUAAGUGUAAAGGAAAGGCAGUCUGAUUGCAUGUAAUUGAACAAACUAUUUUACACCCCAACAAGAUUUCUUACUUACGUUUCCCGGAGGUCAAACAUAGACGUACAGCUUACUAGAUUUUUAAAAUUAUAUAAAAUGUUAUGCGGUCACGUUAAAAAAAAAAAGUGGAGAAAACGUGAUUUUAUUUUUGCAUGACCACAUAUUAAUUUGCCGAAAAGAAUUGGUGCAUAUCUGGAGAUGUUGUUAUUUGUCUUUCUGAUUAAAAAGGCUUUGGACUUUUAAAAUCCA